Hydra vulgaris (swiftwater hydra) is the source of this 3598-nucleotide messenger RNA. RefSeq lists its product as uncharacterized. Gene Ontology annotation, molecular function: protein binding. NCBI's taxonomy places the organism in Eukaryota, Metazoa, Cnidaria, Hydrozoa, Anthoathecata, Hydridae. The record is from RefSeq and is a predicted model, not a curated record.
CGCCCUAAGUCUCAGUAACGGUGCAUCAUAAAGAUAUUUUUAAGAGAUUAAAUUUUAAUCUUGAAAAAGAAUUAAAUUUAUAAGUCUCAGUAACGGUGUUUAAAAAAAGAUUAAAAAAAUGUUGUGUCGUUUCGUAGCAAUUUUAGAAUGUGCCACGUGCAGUACCGAUAAAGGUACAAAUAAGAAUUAAAAAGAUAUUAAAACAACAUGGAAAAUAAGAGAUGGCCAUCUAGAAACAACGUACCAUCUUUAAAAUGCGAUCCAACUGCAUAUAAAUAUUGUCAAGAAAAAAAGGAUCCUGAAUUUUUAAAAAAAUGCUAUAUCAAUGCUAUUAAUGGGUAUGGUGUUUUCACUGAAGUUACACUAAAAAAGGGUCAAUUUAUAUGUGCCUAUUUUGGUGAAUUAAUAUCUCUAGAAGAGGGGGAAAAAAGAGAAGAUAUUUAUGAAGAAAACAAAGGAAGUUAUAUUUUUUUUCUUGAACAUGAACGCCUUAAGUAUUGCAUAGAUGCAACUAACACUGAAUGUAUUGGUAAAUAUAUAAAUGAUAGUCCAAUGAAGAGUGCAAAUGCUAUUAUUAAAGUUAUAAUGGUGGAUUUUCAGCCAUAUUUGUGUAUCUUUGCACAUACAACAAUUUUACAAGACACUGAAAUUAGAUAUGACUAUAAGGCGCCUAAUCUAUGGUGGCGAAAGCUUAAACAUCUUCUGAAACCUUUUACUCUAGGAGAAUUAGAAUCUGAUACCGCAUCUGAGGUCUAUGAUUUAUGUGACACAAAAAAGUCAGAGAUGUCAAACAGCUUACAUACAUUACCAUUGUCUUCUGGUAUUCUUGAUGAAGUAGAGUCAAGUGAUCAUGAUGAAUUUGUGAACAGUGUGGAGAUAUUACCUACUAGUUAUCUAGUCUUCUCUACCCCUCCUCAUAUCAUAGAUUUUUGCAAAGCCACAAGCACACCUAAAAAAGAAACUACAAAGCAAUCAAAAUCUGAAAUUAUGAAUUCUAGUUCAAAAAAAAGACGGUAUCCACAGAGGAAUAUGUCAAAAUGCAUAAACUACAGAAUGCCUGAACUGGAUUUAGAUAGCUCUUUACGUGAUGACAGUGGGAUCGAUGAUUCUUUUUUAAAACAGAUACUUCAUUCUUCAAACGAAGAAUCUUCUGGUGAAGAUGACAGAGACUCAGAUUUCAAUAUUCCAAAAUAUAUUGGUACCCCAGAAUCGGAAAGUGAAUCUGAUGUUAUUGAUGUUAUCCAUAAUGAAUUACUCAGUAUACCAAAUAAUGAAUUUCUUAUCAGAAAAGAAGAAAUUAGUCAGCUAAUUGAAAGCAAGAUACACAGUUCUGAUGAUGAAAUUUUAUCUGACAAUAACAAUGUUAUUGAAUCCAGACACAAACAUGGGCAUAAAAAACACUACUGUCUUUAUUGUGAAAAACUUCUCUCAAAAAUCCCAAGGCAUUUAGAACAUAUUCAUAAGCAAGAAGAACUUGUUAUAGAAGCCCUUCGUUAUCCGAAAAAAAAUAAAGAGCGAAGAAAUAUGUGGACUUAUAUAGAGAGGAAAGGUGAUUUUAAUGUAAAUAUAAAUAACAUUAAAAGUUCUAAAAAAAUAACAUCUGUAAGAAAAUGUACAGUCAACAAAGAUGAUGAGCUAUUGCCUUGUGAAUAUUGUUAUGGUUUUUUCAGAGCAAGGAAACUUUGUGAACAUGUUUCAAAGUGUUUUAGGCGUGGUAGUGAUAACAAGGAAAUAAGUUAUAUAAAAGCUUCUCGAAUAUUAGUAGGCCAAUCCAGUUUGACCGACAAUGCUAAAAUUGUACAUGAGCAUAUACUUACAACUAUGAAACAUGAUAAACUUCACCUUGUUAUUCGCAAUGAUAAGUUAUUAUUGACCUAUGGAGCAGUUGAAGUUGGUAAAAAAGAAAGAGAUCGUUACCAUGAUGUAGGCUAUGCACUUCGAGUUUUAGCUAAGUUAUUGUUGCAAUACAGAAAACAGUUUAAUGCAGAAGAUGCAUCUGCCAAAGAUUUAGUCAAUACAAAAAACUAUGAUAACAUUGUUUCUUCUAUGAAAGUUUGUGCAGAUUAUUGUGGACCAAGAAAAAUUGGAAAUCCUCAUCUUGUUUUAAGAAUAGGAUAUUCAUUAAAAACUUUAGCUAUAAUAGUCAAAUUAGAGUACCUGAAAUUAGGAUUACAAGACAUGGUUGAAAACAUUCGAAAUUUUUUAGAGCUAUUGGAAUCAGACUACAGUAUUUUUUUAAACAAUGCACGUAGUGUAUAUGAUUUACGAAAAGCCAAUGCACCAGAUAUGUUGCCAGAAGAAAGUGACAUUAAAGUUUUAAGAAAUUAUUGUGUUAGUGAAAUCAGCAAGUAUUUAAACAAUACAAUUCUUACAUCUAAUGAAUAUAUACAUUUGUGUAAACUUACUUAUGUAAGAAUACUAACAUUUAAUGCUAGGCGAGGUGGAGAACCUGGAAAGUUGACAUUAGCAGAUUGGGAUAUGGUAGAAAAAGGCAGGUGGAAACGCCAAACUGACAUAGAUGCUUUAGAUGAUCCGAUAGAAAAAAAGCUUGCAGAGCGAUUUAAACUAUGUUACAUUGAAGGCAAAAAAAAACGGAGUGGUUCUUCUGUAAAAGCAUUAGUUCCGAUUAUUUUUACUGAGGAAGUUGUUGGUGCAAUCAGACUAUUAAUCAGCUCAAGGCAAAAUGCUAAUAUUUCUCAAAAAAAUAAUUAUGUGUUUGCCCGUGGUGCAGGCUGUUUUAAACUACGUGGUUGGGACGCGCUACAAUCUUUAACAAAAAAGCUUAAUUUAUUGAAGCCAAAGCUUAUUACGCCAACUAGAACUAGAAAGUAUUUGGCAACCAUUCUGCAGUUGUUAGACAUGAAUAAUGCUGAGCUUUUGUGGCUCACAAAUCACAUGGGGCAUACUAAAGAUGUUCAUCAAAAUUGGUAUCGACGUGAGGAUUCUACUAUCGAAUUAACAAAAGUAGCAAAAGUUCUUCUUGCUAUGGAUAAUGGCGAUGCAAGGCGCAUUCAAAAUAAGAAAAUCGAUUCACUAUUACAAAAUAGUUUUGAAGGAAUUGGGAUAUCAAAUGUUAAUACAGGAGAAAGUGCUAAUGUUUGCACUUAUUCAGAUGAAGAUGUUGGAGAUGCAAAUAGCAAUGUUUUGGAUGAAAAUACCAAUGUCAUUGAAAAUGAAUUAAUUAAUGUCGAACGUAAAAGAAUACAAAAUAAAAGAAUAAACAUGCACAAAGAGUCAAAAAAAACUUGGAAAGGUUGGUCGGAAGAAGAAAACGCAUCACUUCGUAAGGCGUUUUCGAUAUAUAUCGCGAGAAAGAUUCCGUGUCCGCUUCUUGAUGUUAAAAAAAUUAUUGAAAGUAUACCUUGUCUUCGAAGAAGAGGGCAUAAGAUUGUUAAAGACAAACUAAACAAUAUUAUUAGAAAGAGAUGAUUUAUGCGUUUUUAUUUAUAUACAAAUAAUGGUGUUUUGAAGUAGUUAUGUUGAAAUCAAGUUUAUUAACGUUGAUUAAAUUUUAUAUAAUUAUUUCAAGUGUAUUAUAAUUUUAAGUGUGUAUAAAAAAGAUCAGUGUAAUAUUUGUAUAAUGAAUAUAUAUCAAAUA